AUGCUCGUCGGCCGCCAUGUGGCCCUCCGCCGGCCCACUGGCCAGCAUGACGGCACCCUCCAGCUGUUCCGCCGCACCAACGAGAUCCGCGCCAUCCGCAACCAACCCAACUUCGCCAUCACCAUUAACCCGCCCCUCCCCCACCCCACCCGCCGCGGCCAUCCCUUCUCCCACCACCCCUUCCAGCAGCACGCCAAGCCGCACGACCCGCCCGUCCGCUCCCGCAUUCUGUGGCAGUUUGGUGCGGGCUGGGCGACAGCUGACGCCAACGACGGGAAUGUUUACGCGUCGACGAGUUCCCUGCUGAAGCUUCUGUUGCUGGUUCACCGGAGGGUGGUUGUGAGCGGCACGUCCGGCUCAGGAACAGUGAUGGUGGACCGGUAAGUGGAUGGACGGCAGGCCACUCCAGGGUAGAUGGCCUACGUUGUGUGUCCUGCGUCCAUGUGUGUAUGUCAGGAGUGUGCGUGGUGGCCAUCUGGAUCGCAUGCUGACUCGAUCGCCGCACACGCCCCUUGACGCAUGCUCACACGUGCUGACAUUUGAGGCGGUCGGUGGGGCGUGUGGGCAGUCGCAUGUGCUGACAUCAUCGGCCGACCCGUUCACCGCAUGGGUUUCCCCUGGCGUCCUUCCAGGCGAAAACCAGAACGGUACGCAUACACCUAAGAGACCAGCAAACCCGCAAUGCCUGUUGUGCCGUCCUGUGGCCUCUUCUCUGUCUGCGUGCAGUGCGCGUCACCAUCUAUACCACCGAGGCUGCAGCAGCAGGUGUGGCCCAUCACGCGCCAUUCGCCCAACGAUUCCCCCUGACGGCAGCCAAAGUGCGUCUCGUCCUCGGCCUCAUCGCACCCAUCAUCCUCGACGGCCAGGCACCUUAG
Messenger RNA from Vitrella brassicaformis, 875 nucleotides. NCBI's taxonomy places the organism in Eukaryota, Vitrellaceae. The record is from the annotation of a GenBank genome assembly.